AAUAAAUAAACUUCGAGCGGAUCCUGUGACCUGGCGGCAGUCCGUUCCAAGAUGGCCGCAUGAGUGGAGAAUUCACACAUCUCCAAUAAGAAACUAAUCCAACGGCUAGCUAGCUAGCUAGUUGGUUAGCUUCCCCCACACACAACUUUAACUACCCGGUUUGCCGGAGAAUGAGACGACGACUCGGGCGGCAUAUGUUGCUGUUUUCAAUCGGAAUGUGAGGACAGUACACAGGGGACGACGUGGGAGCCAUGGAAUAAAACCAGUGCUGGAGUUGGAGGGCUUCGAGGGCCCGUUGCUUUCGUCCAGCAUGGACAGCUUCUUCAAGGCGGCUGUUUGUGAUCUGGACAAACUGCUGGAUGACUUUGAGCUCAAUACUGAGGAACAUGAAUGCAAAUCUGUUUUCCUGAAGCCGUCCGUGUACCCGUUCUCCUCCCUGGGCUCCCAGUGUUUGACCUCUGAGGCCUCCAAGGUCCCACCGACCCUCCCCGACCUUAACGCUCUCCAUUAUGGUUCCGCCCCCGGCUGCCCCCACCGCCUUACAUCUCAGAACUGCAGCGCCGGCGACGACCCAGAGGUCAAAGUUCAGCCUCUCACGGCGGUGGACCUCCUCUCUUCCGUGGAUCGCGGGCCGGCUCAAAGCUCCGCCCCCCCCUGCCCCGACCGGGCCCUGAAGCCAGUGUGUGACCUGGUGAACGACACCAGCUCGGCCGUCCUGCUCAGGGCCGACAGCCACGAAGCUUUCAGCCAGCUGGACGUGGCGGAGAAGCAGAUGACAGAAGAGGAGGAGGAGGAGGAGGAGGUGGACACGCUGCUUGUGGACUUUGAGAGCCCGGUGGUCACCGGAGAGGCGUCACGCGGCGGCUUAGGAGACGACGGGCUGCUCGGUUCGGUCGCCGCUGAGCGGACCGCCGGGUUCUCCGCCUCGCUCAGUCUGCUGGACGUCAUUCUCCCCGCCGUGGCAGAGAGGAGCUGCGAGCCGGCCGAGGACUCGCCGUCACCGAGGAGCGCCGAGUCUGCCGGGAAGGAGGAGACUCGCCGCGAGGAGGCGGCCUGCACGGACCAAGUGGUCGGUCGCGCUUCAGGCCGCGGCGAGCCGGAGGCCCGUCUGCGUGACGGCGUCGAGGAAGCAACGACCCAAGCAAAGGCGGCGUCUCAGGGGUCCUCUGGCGAAGGCGAGGCGCAGUCCUUUGUUGGGUCGAACCCGGACAGCGCGCCGGGGGGCCUGUCAUGCCUCCCCAUCGCCGUGUCCAUCUGUGGGGCGCUGCUGAAGGCGGCGGCCGCGGAGGACGAGUCGCGGCGAGCCGACGAGCCUCGCCAAGAGGCUGCGGGCGACGCCCCCGAGAACCCCGACUGCACGCCGCCCUCUGAAGCCACGUCCCGUCUGGAGGAUCCCGUAGAGGACGCGCAGAGAAGGGCGUCGCCGGAGGGGCGUCUCGCCGCCUCGGCCCCCGUGGACCCCGCCUCCUGCGAGCGCUCAGAACCCAGCCCGGUGGAUCCGCCCCAGUUCGGCUUUGAGUACCUGCCCGAGAGCGAGCAGGCCGAGCUGCUGGUCACGGACGAGGAGCUGGAGGCGUUCCUGCAGGCGCACGCGGAAGCGGAGCAGAGAGGAGCCUCUCUCAGUGGAGGUCUGGAAGGCCGACUCGGUGCCGAGGAGCCCAGCAUCUGUGGAGGAGAAGGAGUGGAAGACCUGGCGUCUCCAGAGAGCGAUAGAACGAUGCCUGGCGAGGGAGGGUUAAACCACGGCGCUCCAUCGCAGAACUCUGACGGACCUCCGUGCCAAGAGGAGCCAGAGCUCCCACUAACCAGCAACUCCUUCCAGCCGCAGCACGGCGGCCCCGAUCAGCCGCCCGCCUACGGCGGAGCGAGACCCAAACAGCUCCACUGCCAAACCGCCAGGUCUCCAGCAACAGGAGAGGAGGGCGGAGAAGAGCCGGCUGGGACGCUCGGGGAGGACGGGGAGGACGGCUCGCCCUCCAGUCUCCCGGAGGAAUAUUCCAACAUAAGGGACCUGAGCCCCAUGUGCCCCUCCCAGGAGCCCCGGGACCACAGCGUCGGGUGCGACGAGCUCUCGGAGCCGCCUCCGUACCCCGGGGACUCGCCCUCGGACGGGGAAGGGACGGCGGCCUGGAAGACGGAGGGGGCGGAGGAGCUGGGGACCAGGCAGCCGGCCUGGAUGCCCGACUCCGAAGCCCCCAACUGCAUGAACUGCACCCAGAGGUUCACCUUCACCAAGAGACGCCACCACUGCCGGGCCUGCGGGAAGGUGUACUGUGCCGUGUGCUGCAACAGGAAGUGCAAGCUGAAGUACUUGGAGAAAGAGGCCCGCGUGUGCGUCGUCUGCUUCGACACGAUCCACCGGGCCCAGGCCCUGGAGCGGAUGAUGAGUCCUGCAGGUCCCAGUCCCAACCCCAACGUCCCGUCUGAGUACUGCAGCACCAUCCCCCCUCUGCAGCAGGCCCGAGCCGCCGGCACGCUAAACUCCCCUCCGCCCACCGUCAUGGUGCCCGUGUCCGUUCUCAAACACCCGAACAACGACAGUUGUCCUCGGGAGCAGAAGCGCGUCUGGUUCGCCGACGGCAUCCUGCCCAACGGGGAGGUGGCGGACACCAGCCGGCUGUCGGUGCCGAGCCGCCGCAGCUCGCAGGAGUUCGGACCCGCGGCUCCGGACCCGACGGCACCCGUCUCGGAGGUGGAGGUCGGCGGCUCCUCCUCCGCCCCCGAAGCCCCGUUGGAGGCGGAGGCGGUCCGGCCCCCCCCCUCGGGGCCCUGGGACUACGCCCUGCUGUGUGGAGUCGGCGGCUCGGUGACCAGGGUUCCCAGCCUGCUGCCCGACAACGAGGAGGACCUCCCUCCUCUGCUCAUCAGCACCGGGGAGGAGGAGGAGGCCGCAGAUGUUUUGGUCGAGGAAAGCCCCGCCCCCUGCCAGAUCCUGCACCUAUUGGAGGAGGGAGGACCUCGACCGCUGACGUUCGUCCUCAACGCCAACCUGCUGGUCAACGUCAAGCUGGUCACAUACUCGGGGCGGCGCUGCUGGUGUUUGGGCUCCAGCGGGCUGCAGGCUCUGGGUCAGAAGGAGCUGGUCUUUCUGUUGGAGUGUUUGCCAGAAGAGAAAAGUCUCCCCAAAGACCUCUUCACACUUUAUCUCAACAUCUACCAAGAGGCCCAGAAAGGGAAGUUCCUGGAGGAGCUCGACAACGUGACCUUCACCAGCAGCUUCCUGGGUAGUAAGGACCACGCCGGGAUGCUCUUCUUCUCCCCCAGCUGCCAGCCUCUGGACGGCCUCUCUCUGCCCCCCCCGCCCUUCAUGUUCGGCCUGCUGGUCCAGAAGCUGGAGGUCCCGUGGGCCAAGGUCUUCCCCCUGCGCCUGCUCCUGCGGCUCGGAGCUGAAUACAGUGUUUAUCCCACCACGUUGACCAGUGUCCGCUUCCGUGACUCGGUGUACCGGGAGACGGGACACACCAUCAUGAACCUGCUGGCUGACCUGAGGAACUACCAGUACAGCCUGUCGGUGGUGGAGGGCCUGAGGAUCCACAUGGAGAUGGGACACAGCUACAUCGACAUUCCCAAGAGCAGCUUCAACGAGAUGCAGAAGGUGGUGAACGCCGCCAACGAGCACGUCAUCAGCAUCGGGGCGCGGUUCAGCUCGGAGGCCGACUCCCACCUGGUGUGUUUCCAGAGCGAGGAGGGCAGCUACCAGACGCAGGCCAGCAGCAAGCCGGGCCAGACCCGCACAGUGACCGGGGCCAGCUUCGUGGUGUUCAACGGGGCCCUGAAGGCCUCGUCGGGCUUCAUCGCCAAAUCCAGCAUCGUGGAGGACGGGCUGAUGGUGCAGAUCCCUCCGGAGACCAUGGAGGCCCUGCGCGGCGCCCUGAGGGAACAGACCGACUUCCACAUCCCGUGCGGCAGGAACGACGGCGGGGAGCCGCGGGAGAACGUCAGCGUGCGCUGGGUGGACCGCAGCUCGCCGGUCAACGCCGGCAGAAGCAGCGCGGUGGACGGCAGACCUCUGGACGGAGUGCGCAGCGUGCGGAUGCAGCAGGAGGCGGAGUUUGAGUCGGACGGACGCACCAUCAGAUGCACCGAGGUCUUCUACCAGCCGAGGGCUCCGGAGGCGGCGCCGUCGUCCUGCGGCGUCUUCCAGAAGGAGAUGGCGCUGGCCGCCUGCAGCGCUCUGACGCCUCACCUCGCCGUGCUGGCGGCGAGCGGCAUCAACGCGCUGUCGCUGCGCGUCUCCACUCAGGCCGACAUGGUGGAGUACCAGGCCGGCUCCGGAGGCCGGCUCCUCCCCCAGCGCUACAUGAACGAGCUGGACGGCGCCCUCAUCCCCGUCAUCCACGGCGGCGGCGCCAGCGUCCCGCAGACCGCCAUGGACAUGGAGUUUGUCUUCUACAUCACGCACGCCAUCUAACCCCCUGAGACAAGGGGGGGGGAGACACACUAACUGCACAGCUGGUUUAUUUUGCACAGUUUGGUCGUCGGGCUGCAACACCCCCCUGAGAGGGGGGGGGGGGGGGUCAGUGGAGGGACCUAAACAGACUUUAUUUUUUACUUUUGACUUCACCAAAGCUGCUUUUAACAAGCCGAACACUAAACGAGGAUUACGACCAAAUACCACCUGACCGCUUGUCCUUGCUCCGCCUUCCGUUGGCAGCAACUCGGUGAAUGUCCCCCCCCCCCCGUCAUUCAACACGGGCUCGUUGGAUGAAUGGCGAUAUUAGAAGCGUUCAUCACAUGGCGUGAACGCAUCCUUCAUCAGCAGCAACACGGCCACCGAGAAGGUCAAAGCGCCACAAGAAACGCACCAACUGAGCGAUGAGUCCUCAGAAAUCUCACAGCAACGACGUCAUUAUUACAGCUUUACUCAAGUUACUACUUCCUGUUCAAAGUAUUCAGAAUGUCCCUUUAAGCCAAACAAUUAUUCCACGGCACUCGUACGACGACUGGAGGGUUUGUUGGAGGAGACUUAAACGCGUUCAAAUGUGUCUUUGGCUUCCUCUUCAUUCCCAGUUGUUGAGUUAUAAACUUUACGCUGAGUUAUAAACUUUACGCAGAGUGAGUUAUAAACUUUACGCAGAGUGAGUUAUAAACUUUACGCAGAGUGAGUUAUAAACUUUACGCUGAGUUAUAAACUUUACGCAGAGUGAGUUAUAAACUUUACGCUGAGUUAUAAACUUUACGCUGAGUUAUAAACUUUACGCUGAGUUAUAAACUUUACGCUGAGUUAUAAACUUUACGCUGAGUUAUAAACUUUACGCUGAGUUAUAAACUUUACGCUGAGUUAUAAACUUUACGCUGAGUUGAGUUAUAAACUUUACGCUGAGUGAGUUAUAAACUUUACGCAGAGUGAGUUAUAAACUUUACGCAGAGUGAGUUAUAAACUUUACGCUGAGUGAGUUAUAAACUUUACGCAGAGUUAUAAACUUUACGCUGAGUGAGUUAUAAACUUUACGCUGAGUGAGUUAUAAACUUUACGCUGAGUUAUAAACUUUACGCUGAGUUAUAAACUUUACGCUGAGUUAUAAACUUUACGCUGAGUUAUAAACUUUACGCUGAGUUAUAAACUUUACGCUGAGUUAUAAACUUUACGCUGAGUUAUAAACUUUACGCUGAGUUGAGUUAUAAACUUUACGCUGAGUGAGUUAUAAACUUUACGCAGAGUGAGUUAUAAACUUUACGCAGAGUGAGUUAUAAACUUUACGCUGAGUGAGUUAUAAACUUUACGCAGAGUUAUAAACUUUACGCUGUGUGAGUUAUAAACUUUACGCUGAGUGAGUUAUAAACUUUACGCAGAGUGAGUUAUAAACUUUACGCUGAGUUAUGGACGACAAAGUGACAAAGCUCAACAUAAUUGAAAACGUCCUCCUGCUGUUUUCUUCAUUUUUUCUUUGUUUCCUUUGAUUUCAGCUGAGACGCUUCUGCUCUUUACAAGAAGCACAACGUCCUCUUCACCUUUUAGCUCGAUCCCAAUGUUUUUUCUUUAGUUUGGAAGAUUUUUACUUAUAAGCAAUUAUGAAUGUACAGACUUUCUGAAAAAUCUUAAAUUUAUUUUUGGAUAUUUUGGGAAUUAUUCUUAUUUUUCUUGCUGAUUGUUUGAUAAAACGCUCUUAUCCUUGAGCAGGUAAAGCCAGCAGCCUGUUAGCUUAGCAUAAAGACUGGAAACCAGGGAUUUAAAACAAUUCUGCCUUCAAAGCUCAUGAAUGAACAAGUUUAAUCGUAUUUAUUUCAGUUCGAAACAAUAAGUUAUGCUUCCUGUCUUGAAUAGAUUUCCUGUUUUCACGGCAGAAACCCAUCACAACACGUCACAGGGACAAAGUCGCCCUUUUUUUCUUCACCAGCUUCUCGUCUUUCUACCAAAUUCAAAGGUGUGAUGGUCUGAAUUCCUCGUACGAGUGUCGUGGUUCAAGUCGAUCUCUUUUCUGUCUGCGCUCUUUUGUUCAAGCAUUAUUCUUGGAAUCAUCGGCACAAACACGAAUAGUUCGUACUGUCGACAGAAAGCUGCAGAAAAGACAAACACCAGAAAGCUUCUCCAGAAAUACACAAAUGUAAUAUGUAACAUUAUUGUUUUACGGUGGAAAACAUCUGGAGGCGAGCGGCACUGCAUAAAGAAUGUGUAGGUAGAUGCAUUACAUGAAACCUUUUUAAUGAUUAUAACUGGGAAAAUCAUUUCUUGUCUUGUGUUUGUUCUUAAGCACAAUUUAAAUACCUCUUCCCCCCCCCCAAAAAAAAACCCCUCCGUGUGUUGACGCUGAACAUGAAGCCAACAGCUGUGCAGAUGACAUUAAAACAUCUGUUCGAUCCACGUUACUUCUGUUAUUUAACCUUUGGAGGCAGAAUAAUUUCCUUCAUAUUAUAUAUAUAUAUAAAAAUAAUCUCGAUCAAGGCAGUAAAUUAUUAUAUUUUCUCUGAAGGAUCAAAUUGUCGAGUUUGUUUUGUGUGACUCAUCAGCUCGUUGGAGGUGGACCUGGUAUCCGGGUCCGAUUCAACCGUCUGAAUAACUCGCCUAUUAAACGAAUAAAACGAGUUUUCUGAGACAAUA
This is a messenger RNA of Pungitius pungitius (ninespine stickleback), 7039 nucleotides long. It is a transcript of the gene zfyve16, whose product is annotated as zinc finger, FYVE domain containing 16. The coding region runs from base 311 to 4411 and encodes 1366 amino acids. The record is from RefSeq and is a predicted model, not a curated record. The transcript is spliced from 18 exons. Gene Ontology annotation, cellular component: early endosome membrane. Gene Ontology annotation, biological process: endosomal transport. NCBI's taxonomy places the organism in Eukaryota, Metazoa, Chordata, Actinopteri, Perciformes, Gasterosteidae. Gene Ontology annotation, molecular function: metal ion binding.